Molecule: messenger RNA, 1550 nt
Organism: Eleginops maclovinus (Patagonian blennie)
Lineage: Eukaryota; Metazoa; Chordata; Actinopteri; Perciformes; Eleginopidae
Gene: etfa
Product: electron transfer flavoprotein subunit alpha
Exons: 12
Coding region: 101-1105 (334 amino acids)
Biological process (GO): fatty acid beta-oxidation using acyl-CoA dehydrogenase
Cellular component (GO): mitochondrion
Molecular function (GO): electron transfer activity; flavin adenine dinucleotide binding
Source: RefSeq, a predicted model, not a curated record
UUAUAUUUCUUAUUCUCGCGAGAACUCGUUGCAGACGUCAGAUCAACUUUGACACAGUUUGUUCCUGCAGCAGCACUGAGGAGCAACUGAAAGAUCCAAGAUGAACAGAGCUUUCAACAGAACAAGUAUAAAACAGCUGACUGGUAUCCUCCAAAGGUUUCAAAGCACCUUGGUGGUUGCAGAGCACAACAAUGACACACUGACCCCGAUUACACUAAAUGCCAUCACUGCUGCCAGUAAGCUGGGUGGAGAGGUAACCUGUCUGGUUGCUGGAACAAACUGUGCCCAGGUUGUAGAGCAAUUAAGCAAAGUACCAGGUGUGAACAAGGUUCUGGUUGCCCAACAUGACUCGUACAAAGGUUCCCUGCCAGAGGAGUUAACCCCACUUAUCCUGCAAACACAGAAGCAAUUCAAUUUCACCCACAUCUGUGCUGGAGCAUCUGCCUUUGGAAAGAACCUGCUCCCCAGAGUGGCUGCCAAGUUGGAUGUUGCUCCAAUUUCAGAUAUCAUUGAGAUCAAGUCUCCAGACACCUUUGUCAGAACCAUUUAUGCUGGAAAUGCUCUCAGCACUGUGAAAUGCAAUGAGGCGAUCAAGAUCUUCACCGUCAGAGGAACAUCCUUUGAGGCAGCUGCAACAGAGGGAGGAAGUGCUACAUCAGAAGAUGCAGUUACUGGUGCUUCUUCGGCUGGAGUCUCCGAGUGGCUGGAACAGUGUCUGACAAAGAGCGACCGUCCAGAUUUGACCAGCGCCAAAGUUGUGGUGUCAGGAGGACGGGGCUUGAAGAGUGGAGAUAACUUCAAGCUGCUGUAUGACCUUGCUGACAAGAUGAAUGCUGCAGUUGGUGCAUCCAGAGCAGCGGUGGAUGCUGGGUAUGUCCCCAAUGACAUGCAGGUUGGACAGACGGGCAAGAUUGUAGCGCCGGAGCUGUACAUCGCUGUUGGUAUCUCUGGAGCUAUUCAGCACCUGGCUGGAAUGAAAGAUAGCAAGACUAUUGUUGCCAUCAACAAGGACCCAGAGGCUCCCAUUUUCCAGGUGGCUGACCUUGGUUUGGUCGCUGAUCUUUUCAAGGCUGUCCCUGAGAUGACUAACGCUCUGGACAAGUGAGGAGGAACGGGUCGGACUUCCAUCACACAGCUGGGACCUGCAGUAACAGGACAACAGAGAGCGAGCACAGGCGCCCAUAGCGACUGCCUUAAUAAAUAGCUGACGUUGUGAGUGUUUGCGUGCAGAAACAAGUUUCACCAUCUUCUCUCUGACUGGUAAUAGAAGAACAUUGUAGAAAUAGAAAUAAAUGCCAGUUUUUAAAGAUACGACACAUAUGUUAAAUAUCAACAAAUAAGCUUGUACUAACCUGGGGGCGGUGUCUGAUGCCAUUGGUAGCACACAUGUUGUAAUUUGUAUUUAAUUUUCUGGUACAGCAAAGGACAUCUUUUGGAACGCUUGCCUCUCUGAUGAAGUUGACUAAGAUGUAGCUCUUCAUGCUAGCCUAGAGGAUGUGUACUCACCGAGAUGCUCUUGGAAAAUAAUGUAUUAAAUUCACAUCUAAUAA